AUGCUUCCAAGCGUGCUGACAACCGGGGUCUCUCCCCCCUUGGGCUCUGUUCGCGUGCUGGUUUCAUCGGACAGUGACCCAACAGGACGGGAAACUCCGGCGUGUGGGGGCCGCUCCAGCAACCCGGCCCUCGCUCAGCUCACUGACAGUGCUCACCGCUCCCUGUCCCCUCCUGCAAGGGGCAGUCCAGGAAACGCGGCUGAGACCCGAAGGAGUCGGGAUGAAAGGGCGGGGGCCUCGACGCCCCUGUCCCGGAAACCCGGGCCUGCCGCCCCUCGGGGGGACCUCCGGCCAGCGCGAGCCUCGACCCCGUGGCGCCGCCGUCCCGCCCGGGGGCCUCGGGGUCCCGCGGGGGCGCGCGGAGGCCCCGCUGAGGGGGUAGGGUGCGGUCGCCGCGGGGCCCGCCGCCCGAGGCCUAGCCGGCACCCCCACCCCGCCCCACACCCCCACCCCGGCCCGGGUAGGCCGCGCCGCUCGCCCCGCUCCGGCCCCGGCUGGACCCCGGUCCGCCCGCCCGCCGUCGCUGCCUGCGGGCGCCCCAGAGGCCCCGAGGUUCCCAGCCCCCGCCACCCCGGCGCCGACCCCUCUCACCCCUCCAUCCUGUGUCCGGGGCCUGGCGCAGGCCGGCGAAUCCCCGGUCUCACAUCUGAGAGGCGCUGGCAAUGGACUAGGAAGCUCGACUGUCGCUGCUACUGCUCCCCACUAGGCUCCGGCGAGAGCCUUUCCCUGUCAAGCAAGAGGGCCAAGGAGGCAGGGCUGUGGGGCUGCACAAGAGGCAGCAGCCUCCUACAGCACCACUACAGGCACUGCGAGGACAUAACACCAGAGAGCCGCUCCUCUGCCCUCCGAAACGACAACUUUCCUACCAUCUUGGAGGCAGAGGAAAGGGGGGCCGGGGGGAAAAGUGCACCCGCUCCCGAUAAAGUACAAAUUUCUACUUCUCAUCUCUGGGAAAAAGUCCACGCCGGCCGUCUACACCAGCGCCUGGGGGGACAAGCGGGGAAGAAACUGGGGGUGCUUGAGAAACGUUUUCAUUUGCACCAGGGGGAAAUAUGUUUCUGCAUCUUCUGAUGGAAAGAAAUCUUACAAGACCCAGGUUUUCCGGUGAUUAUUGUUUUCUAUUUUCUGUUUUUCCCAUGUUAAUGACGGUGGUAUUUUAAAUUUUUUUUUUCAGGGUCAUAACGAUUUUUCUCCGUUACAGAUCUAAGUUCUGUGUCUGGUGGUCAGUUUAUAAAUUUGCACCUCAAGAGACUUCAGAGCCACUUUGUCUAUUUAUCUAUUUAUUUAUUUGUAUGUUUUGUAUAUAUAGAUAUUUUUCUUAUAUAUAAAAUUUUGUGUUAUAUAUUCCUCUCACAACAGAGAUUGCUGCAAGACAAUUGUAAAGGAUGUCUUUUGUCUCCUUUUCUCAAAGCAAUGUAAAUAAAACCUAUUGACUGCCCAGAAAGGCAUGAUAUAGCUGUUUAUUUUUCACAGUGCAAAUAAAGGCAGAGGUCACUGAGGGGUUAAAUACAACUUAAGUACAAUUGACCACGUUUCUGGAAAUAAUCCUAAUUCUGUUAUGGUCUGCCCAUGAAGAAAGAUUACUGUAAAGCUGGAAAUAUAUUUUAAGGACAGCUUUAGAUUUUAAGUAAAAUUGUCUUUUGGCAAUUCAUUAUAUGCAGACAUUUUACUUUUUAAUUUAUUUAAAUUUUUUAAGGUUUAAAUCUUUGGUACAUUACACAGGUUGCUGUCUACUUCCUGUUGUGUCACAGAAUGGAGAGAUGUCCGUUUGUUCGAGUUGAAAUGUCUGUUCAGAACUUCCAGUGUGCUGCCAGCCUGUGUAAAUUACUUUUAAUAUAUUGCAAUAGAUGUCAUCAAUCCUUUUUAUUUAGCCAACCUUAGCAGAUAAAUAGAAUCCAAGUUACCGGAUGCUGAGGGAGCACAGAGUUGAGAGAGAGAAAGGUGCCGCCCACUAAAACAGUUCCCAUAGAACUCUUGCUGGACGAGAGUGAAUUGCAGAGAGAUUUUCCUAUUUUUGUGAGAAAGAGAAGAAUAUUAGAAAAUAACCAGAGGAUCUUUUUUUUUUCUACAGAGAAUGCUGAAUCUUAUACUUAUUUUUCUGACACACGUUGGCUAAUCUAGUGGGAAUUAAUUUAUAAUAUUACUGCCUUGAACAUCUUUCAUUUAAAAUUUAUUACAAGGCAUUUAAAAAUAACUGAUUCUACUUCAAAAUGUUUAUUUUUUGACCUUACAGAUUUGGAAUAUUAACGUAAGUUCAGAUAAUGUAAAAGUGAGUUCAGAAUUGUCUGUGAGUUCAGCAUGUAUCAUUUUACAUGUUUCGUGCUGACCCGGUCUUUAUCACCUAAAUUUGAAUACAGUACUCGAAUCGUUGAGGUUUUCUUUUGCGAUUGUUUUUCUUUCUCUAGUAGAAGAAUGUGAAGUAAUUAAAAUUAAUUAAUUUCCAUCAUCUUGGAAACUUGAGUUGGGAAGUUAUGUUCUGUUGACAUUUUUUAAGAACAGUUGUAGAUCAAACACAUUGGUCAUAACGAGGAAAUUACUGCUCUUCAUGGAGAACUGUAGUGGACUUGAAAAGCGUGUUUCUCAACAACGUGUUCCUUGUGUGUGACAUGAUUGACGGUUUGAAUUUUUUAAGAAACUAAGAUGUGUUUGCUUUAAGCUGACUGCGUCCUUUUAGGCAGCCUCUCUGGUGACCAAUAAACUUGUUUGCAUGCUGUGUAUCUGGGAUAGGGACAUGGUGGAUAAUCUUAGCAUUUCAAUGUCUUUCUCUGUAUAAGCCUUGACUUGGGAAACUAUAGCCCAGCCAAGAAAGAAAUCCCACCUUAUUUGCAAUAUUGGUGAAUUUGAUUGGUCAACAUUUUAUUUCGGUUGAUGAUUGAACUUAGUUCAAUUGCUAUGUCUUUUUAAUUCCUAGAAGCUGCAGGUGCUAACAAAAUUACUGACAUAAUUAAGCGUAAAUAACCCUAUGUUUGCCCAAUAAAAUUCCAAGUACUCAAACUUGGCUAACA
This is a messenger RNA of Phyllostomus discolor (pale spear-nosed bat), 3005 nucleotides long. RefSeq names its product translation initiation factor IF-2-like. Lineage: Eukaryota; Metazoa; Chordata; Mammalia; Chiroptera; Phyllostomidae. The coding region runs from base 1 to 1071 and encodes 356 amino acids. The record is from RefSeq and is a predicted model, not a curated record. The transcript is spliced from 4 exons.